This is a messenger RNA of Acyrthosiphon pisum (pea aphid), 1014 nucleotides long. RefSeq lists its product as uncharacterized. The transcript is spliced from 4 exons. Bases 422 to 949 code for a protein of 175 amino acids. The record is from RefSeq and is a predicted model, not a curated record. Lineage: Eukaryota; Metazoa; Arthropoda; Insecta; Hemiptera; Aphididae.
UUUUUUUUUUCGUACAAGGGCCUCAUUUAAAACUUUGGCCCCUGGGCCUCAAAAUGUCUUAAUCCGGGCUUGGGCAAGGUCGUCAAGCGUCCGAGCAAAGGCGCCAGCGACACUCGUCAACCCGCGGGACAGGUCGUGAGAUUGCAUGCAGAGGUGACCAACAACACUGCAUAUCCGCUGCUUCCGACUCUGGGGUCUGCCCGUGGCCUGCACUUGCAGUAGUUGUGUACCCAUAUCAAUGGCCGGCAGACAGAAGAGGAAAAACUAAACGCGUGAGUGUUCCGGUCUGAAGUUGACAAGAACUCGGGAUUCAAGACGCGGGUCGGAUUAAUCAGAUUUGUGGCGUAGUAAAAGUUGUUGACGUGCAGGAUCAUUGGAUUAUCGCGCAGCGAAACAUUUAACAUCCUUGCCAAACGAAAUCAUGCCCAGAAACGUAGAGAUCAAAGCUCGCGUCGAAGACUUGGAGGCCGUCAAACAGCGCAUUUUAGCAUUACGGUCGAACGCUGCUUAUGACGUCUGCCCGGAUACCACGAUCAUGAGACAAAAAGACUCGUUUUUCAAUUUACCAGCCGGUAAAUGUGGCAAAUUGAAACUCAGACAAAUGGGUCUUUGUAAUGAGUUAAUUUAUUAUGACCGCGAGGAAAGCACUGGACCAAAGUUAAGCUCUUAUAAUAAAUGUCAAGUAAACGAAGAUGUUGAAAAAGUACUAACAAAUGCAUUGGGUAUGUGGGGAGUCGUGAAUAAAGAAAGAAGUUUGAUCAUGGUUGGCCAAACAAGAGUGCAUUUUGAUAGGGUUGAAGGUCUUGGGGAUUUUGUAGAACUGGAAGUAGUUUUGAAUGAUAGCCAAACAGUUGAGGAUGGACAAUCAAUUGCAGAAGACCUGAUGUCUCAUAUGGGAGUUGAAGAAAAAGACUUGAUAUCUGUGGCAUAUGUAAACAUGCUUGUUUAAAAUAAAUCAAAAUACCUGGACAUUUUAUUUUAAAAUAAAUAAUUUUAUUGCUAUUAUGCCCAAAA